CUGUAAACCGUACCCCUUUCGAUUCUCCUCAGGUUUGCAGUUUGCAGCACUGACUGUGUUCCACAAACACGAACCCGGAGGGAGAUUUUCUACAAAAAAUAUACGCGAAAUUUUCUAAGGGUGCUUGCCGCCAAAAAUAAAUGAAGUCUUGGUAUACCCAUCGAAUGCCACCACAGCUUAGUUAUUUAGUUGAUGAGAAUUGAACAAGACAAUGGCAGACCCUCCUGCUUGUGAUGUCUCCGUGGCUUCCACGGAUUCGAUCUGCCCCAUUUGCUAUGAGGAGUAUUCUGCCACAAGGAAAACAGGGUCCAGCGUGGAUGGGAAGUGUGGCAUGGAAAUUGUGGCCGCCGUGAUGACAAAGAGAGACGACACGCAUGUAACCAAGAGGAGCGAUAAAAGGUCCUUUCGAAGACGCCGCGUUCAAGUGGAAGAAUGUGGUCAUGCCUUUUGCUAUGAGUGCCUCGCGCAGCACUGUAAGCUUUCCGUGAAGAACCGAGACGUUCCAGUGCCUUGUCCUCAUGGUAUCGGAACAGCUUCACCCUGCCUUGACUACGAUGGUCGCCAUUGCUUGGCCUCUGAAGUGGUAAAGAGUAUUCUCACGGCAAAUCCAGAUUUUCCUGCCGAUGAUGAUCACGAGGACGUUGAAGAUGCUAUCAAGAACAUGGGAAGAAUUGAACCACUCAUCAAGUUUGAUGGCAGCCAUCAGCAAGAUGACCCGUUCCAAGAAAUCCAACUGAACAAAACUUUUUCCACCGAAAAAAUGUCGUCAUCGUCCUCUUGUUCAUCAUCAUCGGCAUCGUCGGGAUUUGUCUCCUUAUCGUCGCUGCCAGAAUAUUGGAACAAAUACUUGAAAAUCCAAAGACUCCAAGAAAAUCCUACUCUCUUGACAUGUCCCCAAUGUGACGAAUUGGUCACUCCACCCACUUUACAAGAAGGAGAAGGACUAGGAACAACUUUCAAGGAGAACGGUGAGAACUGUAGCCACGCUGAUAACGACAUUUCAUUUGAAGACUUGGAGAAUCCAGUGCAACCAAAUGACAAUGAUUUGAGUGAUCAGGAGGGAACAUCCAGCAGUCUUGAAAGUGACAAUAAGAACAUCAAUCCAUCCAGCAAUACCACUUUGGUGUAUCCUCAAGUUGCCUGUCCUUCUUGUCGGCACGCCUUUUGUGCCAUUCAUGGAGAUUUGCAUGCAGGUAUGACCUGUGAAGAGUUUAGAGGUACUGACCAGUUCCUAGACUUGGAAGAAUCAGAAGCUGCCAUUCAAAUGAUGUCCAAGCGCUGCAGUCACUGUGAGGCACCCAUAAUGAAAAUCUCUGGAUGCGAUCACAUUGUCUGUGCAAACUGUCACCAAGACAUGUGCUGGAAGUGCCAAACCCACGUACAUCUCACCGGAAAAGUCAUUCGAUCCUGUGCCAAUUGCAAGCAAGGAUUCGUAGACCAUCGAUACUAUGCUGAGUAUCGGCUUCGGUUGCUGCUUAUUCUGCCAUUUCACUUGCUGCUCAGUGCCAUUUACAUGGCGUUGGUGCUCGUAGUGGCAGUUCUUACAUUUGGGUUUGGAUGUUUCUUUUGCUGUGGGACACGGCUUGAUCCAGAAACAACAACAACAACAUCCCCGCCACCGCCAUCUGGACAGCGACCGAAACUCCAACCUGGAAAAGGAAUCUGCAUGGCUGCUAGAAUCUUUUGCUUGCCAAUGGCGGAAUUGAUGCGUGACUGUGGCCUUCUUCAAGAUAACCAUGACGACGUCCGAUCAUGAGGGUCUCCAGGUCCAAGAGCUCAAUGAAUAUAAUGCAGCUAAGUACAGGGAACUUUAAAACUUAUGAAUGAGGUUACAUUUCUUCUAUACGACAAUGUACGGCCAUGGCUGGCUGCCUUCCCAGCUGAUAGCGAACAAAACUCUCCGAUGUUGUCUUUCCUUUCCAGACACACAUUAUUCUUUGCAUCCAUCCGCGCGCGCAACCCUGAGAUCCUUCUUUGUGGCAUUUGUUUGUAUUCAUUCAGCCACGACAAUGUACGGCUACGGCUGGCUGCCUUCCCAGCUGACAGCGAACAAAACUCUCCGAUGUU
Messenger RNA from Seminavis robusta, 2067 nucleotides. The record is from the annotation of a GenBank genome assembly. NCBI's taxonomy places the organism in Eukaryota, Bacillariophyta, Bacillariophyceae, Naviculales, Naviculaceae.